Calypte anna (Anna's hummingbird) is the source of this 1507-nucleotide messenger RNA. RefSeq names its product ankyrin repeat domain 34C (gene ANKRD34C). Lineage: Eukaryota; Metazoa; Chordata; Aves; Apodiformes; Trochilidae. The transcript has a single exon. Gene Ontology annotation, molecular function: protein binding. The record is from RefSeq and is a predicted model, not a curated record. Bases 23 to 1504 code for a protein of 493 amino acids.
AGCAGUAAGGACCACGGGUGCCAUGGAUGAGGGGACGGAGCUGGAGAUGGGGGGGAACUCUCUCCUGAAGGCAGUCUGGCUUGGCCGGCUCCGCCUGACCCGGCUGCUGCUGGAAGGGGGGGCUUACAUCAAUGAAAGUAAUGAGAAAGGGGAGACAGCCUUGAUGGUGGCCUGCAUCACCAAGCACAUCGACCAGCAGAGCAUUAACAAGGCCAAGAUGGUGAAGUACCUGCUGGACAACAGCGCUGAUCCCAACAUUCAGGACAAGUCUGGGAAAACAGCCCUCAUGCAUGCCUGCAUCUGUGGCGCAGGGGGGGAUGUGGUGUCCCUGCUGCUGGCCAACGGGGCAGACCCCAGCCUGGAGGACCACUCAGGAGCAUCAGCUCUGGUCCACGCCAUCAACGCUGAUGACAGAGAUGUGCUGCAGCACCUCCUCAAUGCCUGCAAAGCCCAAGGGAAGGAGGUGAUCAUCAUCACCAUGGACAAAUCUGCCUCUGGCACCAAGACCGCCAAGCAGUACCUGAACGUCCCCCCCUCGCUGGACUUCAAGGAGAAGCCCCUCCUUGAGGCGUGCACCUCACCCUCCAGUGCCCACCUGAAAACCCCCACCACGUCACCUUCUCCCACCCAGAAGGAGGCCAGCAUCUUUGCCUCCCAGACCGGGGUCAGCCCCUCGGGCAGGGUGGCUGAGGAGCCCCCAUCCCCGGGCCGCAGGGCCGGCAGAGCCCGCCUGCCCCAGCUGAAGCGGCUGCGAUCUGAGCCCUGGGGUCUGGUCGCCCCCUCGGUGCUGGCAGCCCCCGUGCACCGUGAUGACACACGGGUCUGCACUGACGAUGGAGUCAUCACGGGCAUCAGUGACCUCUCACUCUCCAAAAAGGGUCCCCUCACCCGAAGUAAGGACCCCGCUCUGUUCCCCCCUGUAGAAGAGCAGGCUCUGAGGGGGACAGCCAGGAAAACCACCCAUGAGAAGAACCAGCGCCUGCCCUGGAGGAGCAUGGUCCCUGGGGAGCCCCAGAACAUCAGCUCGGCCGCAGCCAUGGACACACUGCCCUGGCAGAGGCUGAGCACCGAGCACCACGACUGUGAUCCCCAGCCUCCCAGCCCGGCCGAGGUGGGGAAGGGGCCAUUAGAGAGGAGGAGGCUGAGCGGGUCCCACCUGGCAUCACUGGCGGCCUCACCCGAGCCCUUGCCCGGCACUGCCUGGCACCGCCCACCCAGUCUGCUGGAGAGGCGAGGGUCCGGGACCCUGCUGCUGGACCACAUCUCCCACACCAGGCCGGGUUGUCUGCCCCCCCUGAACAUCAACCCCAACCCCCCGAUCCCCGACAUAGGCUACAACAGCAAAACUUCCUCCCCCCUUGGCUUGAAGUCCCUGGUCCCCGUGGCCCCCAGCUCGCCCAGGCGGGGCGACUUGCGAGCCAAGAGGAAACUCCUGCGGAGGCACUCGGUGCACUCCGAGCAGAUGCGGCAGCUCUCCGACUUCGAGGAAAUAGUGGCCCAGUAGCCG